AGAACACGAACCUGGUAGUACGACGAGGCUAUCGUUAGAAAGGGGCGCUCGGAAAACCUUCCCCGCAUUCUGCGUCCCUUCAUUUUGUCUUCAAGAAAUUUUGUUGAUCCGCGCUCGGUUUGAAGAAUCUCAAUAAUCGUCACGAAAACCCAGCCAUGUCGGUACGAAGUACUGGUAAACAUGCCUCGCCGGCAGAAGGUGCGGACUCUUUGACGUCCUCGAAAAAGCGCAAGCACGCCUCCGAAGAUCGAGAAGCCUCCAAAAAGAAGAAGAAGCAGCGGACAGAAGUCGCAGACAGCGUGGUCGUGGCUCCGGAACAGUCACCGACAGAAGUUGCAAAGACGAAAAAGAAGAAGUCUAAAGACGAGAAGAUACCAGUCGAAGAGAGCGAGGAAGAGGUCCCAGAGCACCAGGAUGUCGAGCUCCCCGAUGCGCUGCAGACACAAGAUGAGCAACCCUCUACGGAAACUAUACUAGAGCCGUCCUCGACGGCAGUUGAUGGCGAUGAAAUUGUCGAGGUCGAACCAGAAGUCAUCGCCGACCUAUUAAGCUCGGAAGAUCCCACCUCCUUCUACUCUACACGACUCUCCCUCUACCUCUCAAUACCCGCUGUAUCGCUCGAAUCGAGCAGCUCCUCACUCCUUGCGACACACCUUGCGCCGUUAUUGCUCACAUAUUUUCCGCCAGCCAAAGGCAUAGUCCUUGGCUUUUCGGACCCUGUCCUAUCAGCAAAAGCUGAUACCACUGUAAACUUGCCUCUCAUAGCUCCCUCGACUGGCAAAGUCCAACGUCAAUCCGAAGUCCUCGCGAAAGCAGCCGACGAGUAUGGGGUGUGCUGGGUAUGGCUUACUGCGACAUUCUUGGUGUUCCAACCAGAAAGAGGAGACGAGCUGUUAGGUUGGACCAACGUCACAUCCGAAGGGUUUGUCGGGUUGGUGAGCUACAAUUAUUUCCAGACGGCGGUGGAUAAGUCUCGGAUACCAGCGGAGUGGAAGUGGAUCGGUCCCAGUCGAGCUCAAAGCAGUCCCAUAAAGAAGAAGGGCAAGAAGGGCAGGCUACGGGACGAUGCUGGAGCUGCACCGGCUGCGGACGAUGCAAACCAUGAAGAUGGACGUGCAGAAAAUGAGACCGAUUCGCAAGCACACAUCCGCGACGACAGCGGACAUUUUGCGGAUGCGACUGGCGCUGAAGUCCCUUCUACGCUGAAACUCCGGGUGGUGGACACAGAGGUGGUGCCGGCGCAUGAGCGGAAUAAGUGGUCUUUGCAGAUUGAUGGGACACUACUUGAUGAGGAGGCUGAGCAGCACGUACUGGACGAGGAGAGGGCGAAGUUUGAGCGGACUCAACAGCGCAGUCGCUCACGGACGCCGGGCGACAAAGGCGACAUUUCAAUGACGGGGGCGCUUGGUGCAAGUCGAGAGGGCAGUGUUGCUUCAGGCUUAUCCGGGCACAUUCCGAGGCAUCGAGUUGCAUAUUGAUACUAAUGGAAAUGAACAUUGCUGGAGUCGUUGAUGAUCUGACAGGAGAAACGCCCAAUGCCCAUUGAUACUUGUACCAUGGCUUGCUUGCUAUAUUUAUGCGGGUUAACAAUUGCCCAGAAGCCAUUGGGUGAGUCUGAUUUAGAGGUAGUUUUAGCGUGUUUACUAAGUUGCAAUGACGCA
This is a messenger RNA of Exophiala viscosa, 1661 nucleotides long. Its product is annotated as DNA-directed RNA polymerase I subunit A43. The coding region runs from base 156 to 1478 and encodes 440 amino acids. The record is from RefSeq and is a predicted model, not a curated record. Gene Ontology annotation, cellular component: RNA polymerase I complex. The transcript has a single exon. Gene Ontology annotation, biological process: DNA-templated transcription initiation. NCBI's taxonomy places the organism in Eukaryota, Fungi, Ascomycota, Eurotiomycetes, Chaetothyriales, Herpotrichiellaceae.